Molecule: messenger RNA, 1821 nt
Organism: Microthlaspi erraticum
Lineage: Eukaryota; Viridiplantae; Streptophyta; Magnoliopsida; Brassicales; Brassicaceae
Source: the annotation of a GenBank genome assembly
AUGGCGAGAACUCCGGAUCUUUGGCCGAAGGCCAUGGAUCUUCUCCGUAAAAAGAGUCUCAGUGAAGUAGCGGAGGCUUUAUUCCCACUCCUGAUGGAUCAAGAAACCACCACCCAGUACCGAUCGUCUCUCGCUCUGUACAAAUACUGCGUCGAUACUGCCCCAGACGCCUUAACCCUAAAGCUCCUCAGUGUCUAUCCAUCUUCUUUCUGCCCCAUUUUCCGAUUCCAAUGGAUCCAUCUCCUCUCCGGAACCAUCACCUAUCUAAGAAACCACAACUUCAGAUUCUCCCCAACCUUUCUCCCUCGAAUCAAACCCCAAUUGAUCGCCUGCGUGAAUCUGAAAGAAUCAAAAGACUCCGAAACCAAAAUCCUCGCUCGAAUCGUCUCUUUCGUAGCCGAAAAUGUAGCAGCUAGCGACGGAGAAUGGAUUGAGCUUAGCGAUUGUAUCAUCGACCUCGCGAAGAAGGAGCCUCGCAAGGCUUGUCUCGUCGUCCUCGAUCUCCCCCUUUCCUACGGGAGAUUCAUCAACCGGUUCGCGAGAUUGAUUCUGGAAAUGGCGAAGGUGCUGCUCAAUCCCCAGCUCGUCGAAUCGAAAGAUUGGAGUUUGGUUUUACAAACCGCGAUCAAAAUCGGCGUUUUGCAAUCCGAUUCGCGAAACGCCGUUGAAACAAUCGUUGUUGACACAGCGGAGAAUCUGGCGAAAAAUGGAAUUACGAGAGAGCUUCUUCUCAAAGGAAUCGAAGAUCUCAAGCUGUUCUUGGCGAGAGAUGGGAUUUUUAACAGAUACAGCAAGGAGCAACUCGUUUACGUCGGGUGGUUAGUUUUCCAGAUCUCAGCUUGUUGCCACCAAAGCAUAGAACAGAGCAAGAGAGUCUCUGGUGAGGUUUUGCGAGUGAUGAAGAAGCCGAAAAAGCACCACCGUGAACACGGUGGAGAAGGAUUUGAGAGUGACUGGUGUGAGUACUUGACUGAGUUUCCAACGGAGGACUUGUUGAGAGUCUUUGCGUCGACUAAUCUCGGAGAGAGGUGCAGAGAGUUAGCGAUCAGACGGCUCAACGGUUUGCUCUCUGACCACGCUUCGAAGAAGGAGAGGAUUGAGAUUCGAGUGAUGAGGCUGCUCCAGAGAGAUCUCAUCGAGCGGCUCAAGGAAGAAGGACUCGCUGAGCAUUUGUUUAUAGUGCUAGGUGAAGUGGUGGUCCACGUGGCGAACGAGCUGGCGAGCUCUCAGGACGACAAGUGGUUCGAUCUCUGGCACUACAUUGCGACGGAGUGCAAGACGGAGUUCAAGAAGGCGGUUUAUAUUUUUCAGUGCUUGACGAUGAUGGUUGAUGCUGAUAAAGACUUUAUGGUUCCGACGAUUGAGAGUCUGAUACCGGAGAUUAGCUCGAGGCUGAAACCGCCGGGGGAUUUGUUGGUGGUUGUGGAUGAGAGGUGUUGGUCCGCGGCGUUUGUUGGUGCGUUCUGUGUCGUCGUUCAUUUGGUGGAGAUUAGGGAUCGCGUUGAGACUGUGAAGGAGGUUUUGUUUAGUAUGGUUGGUUCGGUGAGAGAGCUUGUGGAGAGAAGAAUGGAGGUUGAGUUUGUGAUGAGAGCUUUUAAAGAUGUGGAGAGCAUUGUGAAGAAGCAGAUGAGUUGGUAUAGUACGGGGGAGUACAGAGUCGUUAAGGGUUUGCUUUGGAGGCUUGGUGAGAUUGAAGGCAUGGAAAUGGAGAGUAAGGAUGUGUUGUUUAGAAUGGAGAUGAGUCUUGAGAGGGGAGUGUUCGAUGCGCUGAAAGGUAUCCCGAAGAGUGAGCUUGAUUGGUUGAGCAAACCUGAGGCUUAG